Trichomonas vaginalis G3 is the source of this 291-nucleotide messenger RNA. RefSeq names its product protein of unknown function, DUF4108 family. The annotation marks the transcript as partial. The record is from RefSeq and is a predicted model, not a curated record. The transcript has a single exon. NCBI's taxonomy places the organism in Eukaryota, Parabasalia, Trichomonadida, Trichomonadidae.
CCAGUUAAGUUUGCUAUUGUGACUAAAAAUGGUGCGAAAUUUGAAGACUUAGACAUAGAAGGUUUGUUAACAGUCAAAGAAAGUUUUGACAGAAGGUUCUCAAACCUUAAAGAAGGCAAAGCAUACAAACUUGUUAUACCUUAUGAACCAAAGAAAGCAGACGACUAUGAAUAUUAUGAGUCUAAAGUUGUAGAAGUUCAAGGUAAAUUGGGUAAAAAGAUUUUAGAGUCUAAGCCAGUGUUUACUCCUAAAGAGGAAGAGAACAUUGACAUUGACCCAGAAAUGUUCUAA